AUGAGCUUUAAUGGCCUCAAACGAAUGCUAAACAUCAAUCCGGCGAAUGCGUUUGCUUACUUUGCCUCUGUCAAUUCAGACAGGCGGCUGGGUUUCCGAGUUUACGAUGAUAUGUUAGAAGAAAAAUACACGUACAGACGGCCCGAGUUUCUUCAAUUGAACGAGGAAUCUGAACAAGCUGCAUCGGAUCACGAGUCAAGACCGAUUAUUAUUCCACACAGGGAACUACCUUUUAACGCUGGAUACGCCGAGUAAGUUGAAUAUAUCUUUUGUGGAAAGCUUUAUUUCUGUCUUUUGCUAUCUCGCUGGUUUGUUGUAAUCGACCGUACGUAAGUUAGCUAAUCUGAUCAUCACACGUAAUGAUCAGUUUUGAAAGGUUUUCUAUUGAUCCUUUAAAAUUAAAAAGGAAUUUGUUUCAGACGUCAGCUCGUUUCCUGUUAGGCAGACUUCCAGUUUCAGUCUUUUAAUAUCUCAGCGUAAUUCAUUGAUAUUAAAUUUGUUUCCUACCCAACCUAUAAACACAGUCGUGAAGGGGAAAAUUUUUGUCGAUCGCGGAUCCUGGCUCUCUGAAUAAUGAAUGCCUUAAUAUUGUUUUUUUUGCAACCCUUAGAUAGCAACGUUUAACAUGACUUGGAAAAUCAAUAGAAUAAACUUACUCAUGUAUAUAGUUGACCGGAAGUACGUUCAAAAAGGCUUUGAACAUGACGUUAUUCAUAUGCAGCUAUGAGUUUAUUGCUUAAAUAUACAGCUAGACUGACUUAUGUUUUCAGGGUUUCACGGUAAAAUGCAAAAGUGUUCAAAUUCAGCGAAGUUCUUUGUAUUUAGUCAGUCUUGUAAAUUUUGGGACCAUUACCUUCAAUAAAUGAUUGUUCACCAUUUCUUUUACUGUAUGAGGGUGGUAUUUUGUUGCUUUUUAGUGGUCCCAUUUUUAUAUAAUUGGUGACAAACUGUAAGCAUAACUUACCUGUGACCUCUCAAAAAGAGCUGUGACUAUUCUAAUAGGUUACGGCCCCCCCAAAAAAUGGCCGAUUCCGCGGGAUUUUGCAUUGAUUUGAUGAGUGUGAGAGUGUGUGUAAUGUUUUUUAGAAAGAUAAUCAUAUGUUAUUUUAACAACAAAGCACUUGUGAAGUGAUGGCAAAGCUUGUAACAUCAUGACUAGUGCCCAGUUUUUUGCAACAUAAUUUAUGCCUAGUAGUUGCUUGUUGUGGUGAAGAAGUUUCAAGGUAAAUUUGCAAGUUUAUACAUAUAUACAUACUUACAUACCUUUAUUGUUACCUCCCUAAAAAGGCUUUUUUCAGGAACAAUGAUUAUAUUAAAUUAUUGCUAAUAACUAAUGGCAUUUAAACAUCCCCAAUAGCCAAGAUAAGUUUCAAAUAUGUUGUAUCAACAGGUAUUUGAUAAGAUUUCUUGGGAAUUACAUGGGAUUUUGCAUGUUUUUGUGAAUUUCGUGGGAUUUUGUGGACUUACCUGAAUUUUACGGCUGCGGGAUGGCGCUAAAAUAUCAGAAACCUUGACUAGAGGUAUUCUGAUCUUCUAUACUAAAGGAAUUAAAAUUAAGAAUGUGGGGCCUUGAAAACAAACUUCUGAAAACUUCAUUUCAUUUGCCCUCUAGUAGUCUAGCAGCAAAUGAAAGGGAUUUUUAUCGCUAGGGUUACACAAGUGUACCUCUCAGCUAUUAAGUAAAAACAUGUCAUUGGAACUACAGUAGUUAUAAGAAAUUCUAACCAGAAUGGUAGAAGGGGAGCUGUGGUUUGACGUGCUAUAACCACUUAAAAAGUAAAUACUUGUUGUUACUGAUUUUUUUUUUUUCAUUAAGAAAUUCCUGAAUGCCAUUCCUAGAUCUACCUGACUGCUGUUUAAUAUAUCUAUUAGAAUGAUUAUUUCUAAUUUAUCAGUUUUGAUUUUUAACGUUUUGUUUUAUAGAACCAUAAAUGCGGGAAAAACACCAAACAAGAAUGAAGACCAAUCUGUGGCUGGAAUGUUCUGUUUAAAUGUUAGCAAAUCAUCUGGUAAAGCUGAUGAUGAAGGAAGUCCUACUCGUGUUAGUCAGGUACAAUUAAGACAGGAAUUAAAAGACUAUGAUUAAAAGUUCCUCACCUCACCUAGUGUUUUCCUUAUCAGGUGGUAACCGGUAAAAUUUACCACCUGAUUCUGAAGCAACACUUCUGACCUCCUGCAAUGGCCUUAAGGUUUCUAACAAGCGACAAGGCAAUGAAUGAAUAUUUUGAUAAGACAUAUAAGGUACUUAAGGAUGGAAAAGUACUAAAGUGAACACAUCUGUAAAAAAAGCUCCUCACCCCCAAUGAGAGCCUCUUUUUUGUAUUUCCAUUAUUUCCAUGGCAGGAUUAGCUCUGACUGUGUUAGUAGAGUGCUUUACUGCAGAGUGGGAGGUCACGCGUCCAAUUUCUGGUGCCGGAACAAUACUAAGGGUCUUAAAAUAACUGAGAAAUGGCAGUACUGCCAUUGCCUUGCAAAUGACUAGACCUUCGUGUGGCUCAGAUGACCACAUAAUUGGCCUUCCCGUCUCCAGUAGGAGACAUAAAAAUAGUGUCCCCAGUUAGUACUGUCCUGGUAAACACAUUGCCAUUCUCAUUUGCAUACAUGAAAGUCCUUUUGAAGCAAAUUCUUGAGUUAAAUAAAGUUGUUAUAGUCAGUUGAUUGAUUUAUUGCUUUUGCUUGAUUGUUUUCAGACAAAGAUACCCUAUGCCUAUUUUGGUGUAUUUGAUGGCCAUGCAGGAUGCGGGGCAUCUCUGAUGGCUGUUAACCAACUGCACUUUCACAUCAUGGAAAAGCUACAAGGAAUCAAAGAACUGUUGGCCUAUGAGAGUGAUGACAAGCUUGCCAAGGCUGAAGAGCUAGCAGAUGCUGUUGUGUCAUCAGUUACUAUUGAUAGUCUUGUUAUUGGAGUUUUGGAAGAAGCUUUCUUCGAAAUGGUAGGUCUGUGCCAUGUGGGUUGUCUGUGACUCUUGGGUAACUAUACGUGUGUAGUCUUAUUAGUAGAAAAUGUACAUGUUCCAGUGAGUGCUGUAAACAGUCUCUCAUUUUGUUUGACUUAAUCUCUGUCACCUGUACAGUGUAGCAAUGAGCGUUCAGAUAUUAUUCCUCUAGACAGGCCUUCUGACAGGGUGCGCGGGUGCUGGACCGCACAAUUCGGUCUAACCCGCACAAUCACACACAAUCGGCAAAAUCCCGCACAAUACUGAAAAAUUUCCUGAAAAUUUAAAUUAAAUCAGGUAUUCCUAUUGAUUUCCAAGAUUUCUAGAAAACUUUUAGGCUAUUUACCUUCCAAAACAAACGAAAAAUCCAUAGCUUUUUCCUCGAACAGCUCGGGCGCUUAUAAAAACAACAAGGCGCUUUCCAUAGCUCGCGCUGUCCUGGGCACUAGUCACGUACACAUCGAGUAUUGUGUCGUCAUGCAGCGCUCCGUGGGAUACUGGGUUUUACAAUUUACAAACUCAACACUCGCGUUCGUGCGUUACGUGUUCGAUGCGGAUCUUAUGACUCUUAUUGCUCAACUGAUUUGAUUUUGGUCUCGGAGGCACUCUGGCAGCUCUGUAAGACAACAAGACUAACUGCAUCAUCUUAAGUUUUGAUCCACGUUAUAUUUAUAAUAUACCUCAAAUAAAUUAAGACUGAAAAAGGUCUGGUCAACUUAUAUCACUGGAAAGAGCAAUCGAUGCAGUACGUGGCAGUGUAUUUUUCAGGGAGCUCUUGCUCACAAUCACGGAAUAUUUGGUAGGUCGAAAGAUUGCGCAAUCCCGCACAAUUCCCGCACAAUCGGUGUUUUUCCCCGCACAAUUUGCCCCCAAAAUCGCGCACAAUUUUUAUUUUUUUCCCGCACCCUGUCAGAAGGACUGUCUAGAACUGUAAGAAUUGCAUUAAAAUCACAAUUGAACUUCCAUUUAAAAGCAGCCUCCCUCUUUUGAAUGAGUAAUCAAAGUCUUAAAAUAAAUUAAGAAUGUAGCAAAGGACAUUGUAAAUUUAACCUCUGUUAAGUGGCCACCCCCAUCAAGUGGCCGUAGCCACAUUCUGGCCAUUGUGAUGUCCGUUCAUUUGGCCUAAUUUUAAAAAUUUGAUGAAGAAGAAUAGAGUUGCAAACAGAGGAUGACAACUGUUUAUGAAUCAGUAAUGUUGCUGCCUUCACCUGCUUGUUUCAAAAUAAACAAUUGAUAUUUCUGCGGGAUCAUACUUUGGCUGCGCAGAGAUCAUAAUACAAAAUUUCUCUUUAAGUGUUGAAAGUCAAGAUAUUUCACAAGCGAGUGCAGCAAACAAGUGAAAUAUUAAUUUUUUUCAACACAAAAACCAAACCAUUUCACUGAAAUAGUUGUUUGCUGUGAAAGGCGUGAUUUAUUAUGUAGCCAUAGCAAAAGUGAUAUUUCACGUGUGAAGAUAACAUGUAAUGUUAUUUUCUCAUUUGAAGAUAUCAUGUUUUUGUGUCUGCAAAAGCUCAGCUGGUAUUUCAUUGGUGUUUAUAUAAUAAAGAUUAAUAAUUAAUGGGUAUUAUUAUUUUUUUCUGGUACACAGGAUGAGCAGAUAAGAAGAGAGAAAGUGACCUACAGGAUUGAUGGAGGCUGUGCAGCUUUGGUAGCACUGUUUUUAGGAAAGAGAUUAUAUGUGGCUAAUGCAGGGGACUGCAGGUAGGAUAAGAAUGAAGGGCAUUGGUUUUUAUUGACUAAUUGAUGCUAACAAAGCUAUGACCUAAUAUCUACUGGUAAUAAUCAAAGGUCAGUGAGUAAAUUUCACUAUAAUCUGGGCUCACAGACAAAACUUCAAUCAUAAAUUAUGCUGCACGAUCCACCCACUCACCGAUUAUCCACCCACCCCUUUAUUCACAAAAUCAAUAAACAUUACACAUGAUUUAAUCAUGUGUAAACGACUCAAUGAACUUGAUGUUCUAGUUCUAACAUUGCAUCUUCUGAAACUCUUAAACUUGACUACAUUGUAUAACUUUUUGACAUAACUCAAGAAAAACAACUCAGAACGAAUAGCUGUCCCCUGUUACAAGAGGCUCAUUCACUUCCAUAAUUAUCAGUGCUCGACACUAACUCUAGUCCACUAGCCCAGGACUAGUAAAACUUCAUGCUGGGCUAGUAAAAAUGUGCUCCAACUAGCCCCUAGACAGGUUAGUUUAACGAAUAAAUAAAUACAUCUUCUACAGCCAUAUAACUUGAAGAGUUCUUUUUCUAAAACACUUCAUCCAUAGUUAGUUUAAAUGUAAGCCAAAGUAUUUGCUAUCCAUAUUGUACAGUUGACUCCAGUCACAGCAUGGAUACCAUGUUGGAAAUGGAAUUACGUCCUUGUUUCCACGUCACUCAAUAAAAUAGGGGCCUGGGCCUGGGUGGGUGAGAGCCAUCGAGGGUCCAUCAUCUUGGAAUUUAUUUGUGCACAUUCACCACAAGAAUGAAAGAGCUUUUUCUUAAAAACACUACCUUCCAGAAAGCGCCCUUCAAUGGCCAAUGAUGCUGAUGCAGAUUUUCAUUUUGUUUCAUUGCUGUAAGCUCAAAGCAUUCCUGUUAUCAUAAAUAUUCAUUUUUCUUUUUUUUACCUUUCCUUUUCAUUUUCAUUUUUUUUUGUCAUUUUUGUUGUAUGUUUUAAGAUUUACUGUAGGUCUGUCAUUGAUUUUUCCAUGUGUAAUUAUGAUAACAUUUUGUUUUUACUAUUUUACAUUAGGGAGCCCAUUCCUUAUAAUCCCGGUGGCUUCUCUUGGGCUUCCUAGCCAUGAGAGUUUAAAUAAUUAGUUUUUCUUGCUUUAGUACAACUUAUGGCAAAACAAUGAACUGAAACUGAAACUGAAACUAAAGGAUCACACACAACAUGAAGAGAAAUAGAGUGCGAUAAGCGGUUAAGAAGUUUUUAAUGAAAUUGGAAGAAAAAUCCUUUUAUGCGAUUCAUAUGGAGGAACUUGUGUAGAAUCAAACAGUAGUGCUGAUAGGUCAGCAAAUCUGAAUUCUCCUUUUGUCCCAGACACAGAAAAUUUCUGUCUGGACUCUAUUAAGAGUCGUAAAAGUUCUGAACCCCCAGUACAGGCUGCAAACACUUUUAAGUUUUGAACAACCGCCAUUUUUCUUGGACCAAUGGCUUGUCCUUGUGGGCUAGUAAUUUAUGCCUAGUGUCCAAAAACAUUAGUGUCGAGCACUGAUUAAUGCUUUCAAUUUUUACUUUUUUCUCUUGUAGGGCAGUCGUAGCUCAUAAAGGAAAAGUAAUUCCUUUGUCCAGAGACUUCACUCCUGAAACAGAAAGACAAAGAGUUCAGCUUAUUGUAAGAAUCACGUUUAUUGUUGUCUUUCAAAAAGUGCAUAAUGCAGAAAUGUGAUUGUUUGUUUGUUUGUUUGUUUUUUUGUUGUUUUCACGCUUCUUGCAUUAGACAGCGUUCGAUUCAUUCCUUUCGUAACCAGCAUUUUUUUAUUUAUUUCAAUUACCUGUCACGUGUACCAACCACGUGCGCAUGCCGCUCUCCCCUUCCAAACAUGCAUGCCACGUGCAUUUGCUUUUCGCACCCACCACAUACGCCUCCUCCGCGAGCUAGUUACCAUAAAUGCAGUGUAACCGGACUGAAAGUGGUUGCCUGCUGGCUGCAAAAGGUUAGACCAAAGGGGGUCUGAAUCUAUCAUUCUGUAACAGUUAAAUGUACAAAGCACUAACAGCUUGUUCUGUGAUAAUAAGAUACCUCGAUUGGAUUUUUCAGGGCCAAUGUGUCCCAAAUUUGAGCACAAAACUCGUUACCAUUAACAAAUAUCUAUGUGACAACACGAUUACCCAUGCUUUAUCAGACAAAGAUGAAAAUUUGUCAUGAGCUGUGUUAUGUUGACAUCGCAGUCAUCAUAGCAACGAAAUGAAGUCGUUACCUGUUUUAGCUGUAGGAUCGCUCAACAGAGCUUGUUCCUUCAAUACUUACCUCAAUGUUUGUGAAUUUGAGUAAAACGUGUAUUUUGGCGGGAUGAAGUUAAGAUAACAUGGAUGUUUGAAUCUCUCAUUAGUCAACUUGGUUUUCUUUCCGAUGCUCUUUUGUAGGCUUAUCAGCGGCCACAGCUUCUAGGUAACGACUUUGGUAGACUCGAGUUUCAACAGAGAGUAAGGAAAAAACACGUUGGACAGCAGCUUCUUUACAGAGACCGACAUAUGACAGGAUGGUACGUUAAGUUGAUUUACGCUCUUUUAGGAAAGUCAACUUCACUGAGUUUAAAUAAGGUUAACAACAAGAGCCAGGGCCCAGUUCCUCGAAAGAUGGUUAAGUUUAACCCAAGAUUGAGCAAAAUUUCAAGCAAGGUUUUGCAACUCGAGCUUACAAAUACUGUUGAGCCAUUACUCCGAGAUAAGGUGAUGAUUACACAAAAAGUUACUCGAAGCAAUACAUAGGAAGGUAAAAUCCAAAAGUGCAUCAAAAUUGUAAUUCUGGAUUAGCGCAAAUCGGCCUUUCAGGAACCGGGCCUGGUGUUUAUGCGGCGUUUAGCUUUACGUUCAGCGACAUCAGAAUGUUAGGGCAUGCGCAGGAAAUCCCUCUUAUCAUAGCAAUCGGAGCAGUUGCCUUGUUGACAGAUCCCUUGCAGUGCUUAGCAUUCUUGUUUUGCGUUGUCACGGUAGCUGUCGGAUUUUUUAUAGAGACUCGGUAACUAUUUUGACAUCACCAUGAAAAUUGUCGCUUAGAAAAUGAUCUUCUUUUAUAAAGAGCGCGGCGAAAUUAUUGUACUCUACUUCCUGCUCUAGCCUCAUGCACUUUGUUGGGCGAAGUGGAAGUGGAAGGUUGCCUUUUUCCUCCGCGCGAAAGUAGGGAACUAUAUCAAAGACGACGUUGACGACGACAAGACCGUCAACAACAACAAAAAAUCUACAUGACGAGCAUCACGCAAUUUGGCACAUUUCUUCUUCCUCAGUAUUUUGAUAGAAUGGCCUCCAACGGGAUGUUUCUAAGAGCAUGAAAAAGUCAGUUGUAUCAAUUGUUACCAAGUACUGUACAUCCAUAUUGUUGUUGCUGUUGUUGUUGUUUGUUUUGUUUUGUUUUUGACUUGAUUUUGGGCUGAGUACCCUUUUUCGUUGCGAUACAUUCAGCUCGACAAUCAAAUAGAAGCAGCCUGCGUAUAAUUCUGGGUUUAUAUUCUUUACGAUGAUUAUUGAUAUGAAUAAAACUGAUAUUUUUCCGCGCUUUGCAUUGUCAUUUCUCUGUAGACCGAACAUCAUUGCUCUUGUAAGCUGGAUGUAAACCUUUAAACAACUAACAAGCACUUGUAUUGUUGGCAGGGCUUUAAAGACAGUUACGGAGGAAGAUGCUCGAAAAUUUCCUAUGAUUCAUGGGGAAGGAAAGAAGGUACAGCUGUAACAGUGACGUUUCUCGCCCGUGCGUGAAAUAUCAUCUUGUAGAAGGAAUGUUUAGUAGCUUUGCUCUUAGCCAGUUCUCUUUGGCAAUAUAAAGUGCAGAGAGGCAGAGUAGGUCGUCUUGGGGCAAAAUCUGCGCGAUCGAGUUCGCCUUGGAUUCCUUCAUCUGACCGCUUGUGUCUCGUUCUCUGUCGCAGAUCGCGCUUUUUCUUUUAGAUUCGAGGUUGCCGGUGGAAAAAGGCUUGGGAACAACCUGCCUUGAGAAUGGAAAGCUACAAGUGGUAGUAGACAGAGACAGGCCUUCCGAAAGUUGUGCUUUCUAGUUUUACUUGUAAACAUUGCUAGCAGUUUAACACAAAACGUUCCAAAAAGUACGGAUUUGUUGUUGUGCCUUUCCAGUUUUGUUUGUAAACAUUGCCUGUGGUUCAACACAAAUUUAGCAUUUUACAACUUUUGAAAACUUUUUGUGGUAGCGUGAUUUUUUAAUUAUCUGUAAUAGUAUGCGUCACACAUAUUGGCUGUUGAAUAUUUUCAUAAGAAAAUUGGUCUGUUCACAGUAUGAAAAUUGGUAAUUAAAGCUAAUGAUUAGUUGAGUUCUCUCGCAGUCUCCUUCGCAGCCGCUCGUGCUGGAGUCACGCAAUGCUCCCCGACGCUGGGGGCGGGGGGCAUUGCGUGACUCCGGCCCAGGCGGCUGGGGACUUAGAGUAGUAAAUAGACUGUUUUAUCGGGAAUCGAGGGGACCAUAAGCAAAGUGUAAGUUACAAUCAGUGCCAAACUAUUCAUUGCUUAAAGUUUGGUUAGCUAGGGGGAGCCUUGGGGGCCUUGCAUUUGUUUGAUAAUUCCCAGGUUAGGGCUUCAAAAAUGUGACUGAAAAUCGUUUGAAAAUUACUGCAAACUUUAAAGGCUAGUUGAAAUUAAUCUGAUUUGUUUUGUUUGCUAGGCGCGUUUGUUGGACACUAUUGGAACGACCCGUGGAUUUGGAGACCAUGAUCUGAAAGUUGCUUUUUGCAGUCUUCCAAUCAAACCAUUCCUUACUCCACAACCGGAGGUGAGUCAUCAUUUAAAUAUUACUUCCAGUUCGGUUAAAAAUAAAAACUACUUUCGCGCGGUUUCCUUACCGCCGAGCAGAUCGAGCCGAGUAAGAGAGUUCGCCUAAGGACUAGGCUAGACGAGUACGACUACGAGUUCGAGACUUUUUCAAUACUAAGAAGUGCACGCGCGUGAACCAGCGUCAUUUUGGCGGGAAAACGUGGUAGCCGUCGUCAUUCUACUACGAGUUUUCGCGCGAAUGUCGUGGUGGCGAAAAUAAGAUUAGAUAUCAAAUGCUAGAAGUUUUAUCAUUUUGCGAUUGGGAGAGCGCGUAAACCUCCUUCACUGAAGAUAACAAUGCUAACGUUUCUGGUGAAAAAUGGUGAAGUGAAGCUUUCAGGAAAGUCUAUAUUUUGAGAAAACGCCAAAAAACUUCAGAUCAAAUCUCGUACUCGUAGUCGUCCUCGUCCUCGAAUCUCAAGGUCUCCAUUUUCUUUUUUCUCCAAUUAUCAUUUUUUUUAUAAGGCUUAGCUUACGUGUUAAAGAAGAGUUGUUUUCCGUAAUGUGUUUGUGGUCUUCCUCAUCUGCCUUAGGUUCGAAAAUUUGACUUGUCGAGUAGUAAGCUCACCGAAGAUGACGUCAUCAUAAUGGCCUCUGAUGGAUUAUGGGAGAGGUUAUCUAGUGAAAAGGUUCGUCUGUUGAUUUUCUGAGGACAAUUGAAAUGCUUCAAUUUGCUUUGUGAAAAUAAAAGGACGUGGCUACAAUGUACUUUUUAAUUUUUUUUCCUGAUUCUUUUCAGGCUGCUGAAUUAGUUAUGGAGACAUUUUCAAAGGUCCCUAAGGACGAUAAAAGAAGGUAAGUUAAAACGAAAGUGGAUGAUAGCGUUCUUUUUCCCUCUGAGAAAGCCGUGGACAUGUUUGUUACUGGGCGCAGUUCUUAGACCAAAAACGUUGUUAUUAACUGGACAUCUCGCCGGAUUUGGGAUCUCUAGACCCGUCGUAUUCGAGCUCUAUACAUGUUGACAAGAAACUUUGCUUCAAAUUUUUAGUUGUUUACCAACCUGUUUACAGUAUUUAAAAUGGUAAAAAAAGCGAAAGCUCUAAACUGGAAUCGAAGAUGAACACGGAAUUCUCUCUGAAACAUUUCGACCAGGACUGAAGUCUAGACGUUCCUUUGCUUUCGAACAUUGGGAAAGUUUCUGUAAAUAUUGAAAACCGUCAUUUCUUCAUUUCUUCUUACCGUGUAUGACUAAUACUUCGUGGUGCCUCAUGCUACUGAAUGUAAGUCUCCCCCCUACCCCCCCGCGUGUUGGCCUAUUCUGACUUUUAUAGUGCCGUGUUCUCUUUUGGCUAUAUUAUCAUUAUUUUUAAAUACCGUUCAGUGCGGGGUCCAGACCUUGACAUAAUGGGGGGAGGAGGGAAGGGGGCAGUCUCCAAAGUUUGGUCUGAAUAUAGGGGGGAGGGGCGGGGCCCCUCCCUUGGAUCCGCCUCUGCCGUCGGGUUUCGCCUAGACAGGUUUUGAAUCAUUUUCCUCCUAUCUCUAUAGGUACGUCAUGGCAGCCCAAGUCCUAGUCGGGGAAGCGCGCGGGACACUAUCAGAGAAGGGCUGGAGACGAGUUAAUGGCGAGUUGGCAUCCUACGAUGAUAUUUCUGUUUUUGUCAUUCCUAUUAGUGAAUGCAGCAGUGAGAUGGCGAAAUUCACAGUGGAGUAUAACUCACCACCUAGUGGCAGACAAACACAUUCUAUUGCUAAUGAAGAGUAGAACAUUCGUUUUGUUUAAUUGGUGCGGAAGACUAAUGGUAGCCUGUUUUUCGAAAGUAGUACAACAAGUGAAAGGCGCCAGCGCCCGGGAAAUUCCAUCCUGCAAAUAGCUUAUUCUCGCGGGAGGUGAUUUUCUGCGUGCUCGCGUGUUUUGCUAGCGUUCUUUUCCCUUGACAAAACUCAGUGACAAAUUACUAGUGAUUUGUUAUUAUUUUUGUUUUUCUCAGAGGUAGUCAAGUGAGCAAAAUUCCACCUCGUAAAUAGUGUCACCUCCUUGGAGGCGAUUUCCCGCCCUCUUGCAUGUUUCGGUCGUUUGCUCUAUCGUCCCUGAGAGGGACUCGAGGUUCCUAAACAAAUAACCACAGGCCUAGCCCGUUCAAUAACUUUGAGCCCGCAAUCGUGUUGUUAAUUGUUUGUUCUUAAAUUCAACAUUAUAUUCAGAAAGUGCGCACAGUCGUUUCUAGAUCUUUCAGAUUUUUUGCUCAGAAAUUGUGCUUGCACACAGAGUGUGCAAGAUGUAGCAGAACGGUCACUCCUCUCUAAAAACAAACCAGUUUAUGCCCCAUUCACACCACCUAAACAUGUUUGAUUAAACCAGGUUUAAAAAUAUGAAAAACAGACAUAAAAAACUAGGACACAGGUUUUUACACAGGAUUUAAAAGAAAUUCAACAUGUUUUGUAAUUUGCAAUCGACUUAGUCAGUAAGCAGCUUUUAUGAAGGGAAUUUUUUCAAACCUUGUUUAACUAAACUGCUUUUAAAAAGCUUUGGUGUGAAUGGGGCUUUUAGCCAUGAAAAACGUUUGGUCCGGUUUUGAAUGUGCACGUAUGCCAUUCAGAAUCUGUACGGGCGGUCGUAUUUUGUCAUCUUGAGUUUCGCUCCCACAGUCGGUCAUGACUACACGUACUUCAGUCUUAACGUUUUAGUUUGAGUGCACGAAAUGGUGGACCAUUCAAUACAGACUUCUUCAAGUGGCACAAUUUAAUUUUCAGCAUUUUACCAAAAAAAAAAAAAAAAAAUUGCGAUUUGUUAUGUACUUUAGAUAGUCAAGAAUGACAGGGGUUGUAAUUUAAACCUUUCGCAAUAUUCGAGGUGCCUUAAGUAUGUUUUCGUUACAAAGUUUUGUAGAUGGGGUAAUACCUGAGCCCCUAACCCUAGUUCCAAGCAAUGUGAAGGUUUGGAAGGCCUAAAGAAUUCGGCCCCAGGACACUCGCAAAAGCAUGAACGCUAAUCUCACAAACAUUCGUGCUCAGUUUUCACAACUGUUGAACACCAUACUGAAAACAACAACAAUUAGAAGACAGACAAACACAGCACCAUUGCCCAAAAACUAACAUAACUUAACUUUGUGAGAUUAAUUGUUUCAUAAUACAUGAGUAUAAAUUUUAGAUGUAGUAUUGUGGAGAUUGUACUUAGAACACCCAAGGUGAAUAAUUAGAAUGGGACAAUGUUGACCUUGUACAACAUUUAUUUGCUGCUUAAUAAGACCUUUUAAGCUUGUAUGUUUCGUAUUUUCAAUUCAGACCGCGUGAUGUUCUCCAGCGAAUUUACCUUUUGUCUUCACAAAGUUUCAUACAGAUGCUCGUGGUUGCACGUGCAUCAAACGAUAUGUGAAACAAAUAGUUCCCUUGGGUACCUUCACGUGGUCUGAAAAGGGGAUUCAAAACAUGCAAGCUAAAAAGGUCUAUUCCGUACAUUAUUGAUAAAAAAUUUAAUUUAUGAACAUUAUUCAGAUGGGGAAAUCAUAGCAUUUUGUAAACAUUGCUGCGUUCAUUAAAUAUGAUAAGUGAAGGUGGUAAGCAAAAUACACUACGCUUUAGU
Molecule: messenger RNA, 12919 nt
Organism: Porites lobata
Lineage: Eukaryota; Metazoa; Cnidaria; Anthozoa; Scleractinia; Poritidae
Source: the annotation of a GenBank genome assembly